UUCAUGGUAACCACGUGUUGUCAUGAACGCCACAGCGAUAGCUCCUUGUGAAAAUAGCCUGACUGGCCUCUAAUCCUUUGUCUUCCGGGAAGUAUACCAUACAUUUUACCUUCUGAAUCCAGCAAUUUCAUCACAACCAACAUUAAAUGGAAUUACUGCAUUAUAGUGCACCUUUGUAGCUACUGACCAGGUUUCAUGUGUGUUCACGAUCAGAAUGUGAAUUUAAUCUUCACUGUCAUGGCUACCUCAGCAUACAAACAGACCCCAAAAAUAUUUAAAAAACAGUCAUGGAUUAAGUAAAAUUUCACGCAUUUGUGCAUUUGGUAAUACAUGCAUAUUGAUGUAUCUAAUGAAAAAUUCUCUGAAGUGAUUCGUAUAUAUGUGGCACCAUAGCGUUGUAAUAUCUUCAUGCAAAUUGUCUGUUUGAUAACGGUACCUGUAGGCCUCUAUGGACAUGCACACAUGCAAACUGUGGCAACUAAAAGCUUGUCUGUCAUACACUAUACAGUAGGUACUGUUUGACCGGUAUAAUUACUGUCAUGUUUUACAAAUACCAUAUGCAAUAGGUCGAUCAAUGACUGCUACCAGGACGAUAAUAGCUUCACCUCAGUAAGCUGCAAAACCUUCAUUUACCUGCACAGAUGGGACAUUAAUAAAGGCCAUGCAAAGUAAAGUUUACAAUCAGUUGUAUUCACACCAUCACGCCUUUAGCACCUGUGUUUAUCGCGCUACAAUUGGUUGAGCAGAGAAACAACAGUGCAGAAAACAACCAGUGAGAGUACACAAGAACACAACAUUGAUCAGCUUGGUCGUCAGGGGCUUCUCUGCAAAGUGAUUUGUCGGCUGUCCAUCCAGUUAAAGGCUGUAACAGGUUAACUGAACGACAUACACCGUCCCACAGUAUAGACCACAUCUCUAGGAGCACCCCUAAAAGCCAUGGCCUCUGCGAGGAACACCAAAGUUAAGCCGUCUAAAACGCCUGUCCCUCAGGCUAAACAGCAGGGAGGGAUAGCAUUUGAGAUCAGCUUGGAUGAUAACCUGGAGAGGCCUCCAUCAGCCGGGCCGGGGCGUCUGAGACGACAGCCUGUGAGGGAGCCAGUGACUGUAGAGGAGAUGCAGGAGAAACAGAGGAAGGCUGAGGAAAGGAGGAAGGAAGCUGAGGCAGAGAAACUCCACAAGAUCCAUAUCAGAGAAGAAAACUGCAGAAAAGUCACACAAAAAAUGGACAAGAUUGUAAAUCGCUUGCCCAUUGAGAACUGCAGUGCAGCCAAGCCUUUUGAUGAAAAUGAGGUGGUGCCAGCUUUGAAACAUAAAACUGGGGUGUCAGAAUCAGCUAAACAGAAAACUCCAAAAGUUGAAUCAGCCACAAAAAAUUCUGGUUCAAAAUCAGAUUUAAAAAAUGUAAAGAAAUCUUCAAAAAUGCCUUAAAGUCCGGUCAUAUUUUGUGCCUUUAAUUAUGUGUGGUCAUAUUCUGUGUGUAGCAUGUAUAUAGAGAAAACCAGCUGAAAGCGUAAAUUAGAACUACCCGUAUACUUCAACCUUUUCAAUCGCCUCUACGACCAAUAUUUUGAAACAUUCUGAGAGAACUAUGAGGUGUAGAGAAAUAAUGUGCUCAGUUUU
Messenger RNA from Liolophura sinensis, 1620 nucleotides. RefSeq lists its product as uncharacterized. The coding region runs from base 937 to 1428 and encodes 163 amino acids. The transcript has 4 exons. The record is from RefSeq and is a predicted model, not a curated record. NCBI's taxonomy places the organism in Eukaryota, Metazoa, Mollusca, Polyplacophora, Chitonida, Chitonidae. Gene Ontology annotation, biological process: regulation of microtubule polymerization or depolymerization.